AUUGUAAUACUUUGAUGUUUGCUAUUUGCUAUUUUGAUUUUAAAUCGAUAUUGACAUUUACACCGGUUGAUACAACCAAUGCAGGCUACUUGAAUUGUAUAAUGAUACAUUUCAUUUUUUACCUCUCUUCUUAAUAUAUUUUGUAAUCUGAAAAAUAGUCUUACAGGUUAGGUUAAAUGAAUGAUAAAAUUAUUCUUAUUUUGGGGUAAACCAUCCCUUUAACAAAGUAAGUCCCACAUUGAAAACAGUCGCGUCAGUCUUAUUCAUUACUUAAACUCAUUGUCCUUGAGUUGAGUCUACCACCCUCCAGGCUUUCUAUAAAGAAUAGAGGAGCCAUAGCAACAGCCACUUACUGUGUAUAACAGCAGGUCCCAAACAAGCCACUGUACUGCAAGAAUGCAUCAAAAUAACUAGCUUCUAAACAAAUCAGGAUUUUAAUUCAUGGGAGGAAGAAGGUCCAUGCAUGAGUAAAUAAAAAAUGACCGCUCCUGAGAACUCAAACAGUAAACAAGAGAGACCAACUCUAAGAUUCCCAUAUAAUCCUCACCGUCCAACUAAUGUGAUUAUUCUCAAAAAUGGUCAAAGAGGCACAAAACAUCCACGACCCGUUCCAAUACGGGGAGAACUUCCUUCUUUGGCAGGUUUACUGCUCUACCCAGGAAAGAGAGAAAAGAUGGUAACCACAACAGAGACCGCAUUUGGACCCAAAACCUGCCCAAAGGUAGAGAAGAAGAUUCUGCAGUGCAGCCUCACACUAGAUGGGGACCAAAGUUUCAUUACAACAAACAGAGAGGAUUACCCAUCUUACACACCAGAUGGGACACCAAUCGCAUGGCAAACUAAAGCCCCUGUGAGACCGGAGAAGACUGUCCAAGAACAAAGAUAUUCUCUUUACCAGCAGGAUUUUUCAGCACCUAAAAGAAUCUAUGUCAGGAGAAAUCAGGUCGUUCCUCAUCCAGACAAUCUAGCCUUCAACACUUCAUUGAGAGCAGAAUACAGAACAGUGCAAAGAGAGGCCUUCCCUGGGUGGGACGUCUCUGUGCAUGCUCCUCCAGCCCCUGUCCAAAUUAAAAGAACAGUGAUAACAGAACUGUGAAGCCCAUUUAAGAGUAGCCAUGUGUAUUUUUAAAUGUGCCAGAAUCACAUAAGGAAGUGUGUAAUAUUAAGGACGACAGUCAUAUAAAAAAUAUCUCUUUCUUU
Molecule: messenger RNA, 1200 nt
Organism: Triplophysa dalaica
Lineage: Eukaryota; Metazoa; Chordata; Actinopteri; Cypriniformes; Nemacheilidae
Exons: 5
Coding region: 479-1096 (205 amino acids)
Source: RefSeq, a predicted model, not a curated record